Zingiber officinale is the source of this 1340-nucleotide messenger RNA. Its product is annotated as probable cinnamyl alcohol dehydrogenase 6. Lineage: Eukaryota; Viridiplantae; Streptophyta; Magnoliopsida; Zingiberales; Zingiberaceae. Gene Ontology annotation, biological process: lignin biosynthetic process. The coding region runs from base 81 to 1157 and encodes 358 amino acids. Gene Ontology annotation, molecular function: cinnamyl-alcohol dehydrogenase activity; zinc ion binding. The record is from RefSeq and is a predicted model, not a curated record. The transcript has 6 exons.
CGAUCUAUUUAAGAGAGUGAGGCCGGCGAAGCAGAGCAGUUGUCUGUGGAAUUGCUUCAGUGUGCUUUGAGAGCGAGAAGAUGGCGGAGACGACGCCGAAUCACACGCAGUGUGUGUCCGGGUGGGCGGCGAGGGACUCCUCCGGCGAGGUGACGCCGUUCGUCUUCAUGCGAAGGGAGAAUGGGGCGGACGACGUGACGAUCAAGGUGCUCUACUGCGGCAUGUGCCAUACCGAUCUCCACUACAUCCGCAACGAUUGGGGCAUCACCAUCUACCCUGUCGUUCCUGGGCAUGAGAUCACUGGCAUAAUCACCAAGGUCGGAGGCAACGUAAGCAACUUCAAGGUUGGUGAUAGAGUCGGAGUGGGAUGCCUAGCUGCCUCAUGCCUCAAGUGUGAUUUGUGCAAGAACUCAGAGGAGAACUACUGUGAACAGCUCCAGUUCACUUACAAUGGCAUCUUCUGGGAUGGCAGCAUCACCUAUGGCGGCUACUCCAAGAUGCUCGUCGCUGACAAAAGGUAUGUUGUACAUGUGCCGGAGAAUCUCCCCUUGGACAAGGCAGCUCCCCUCUUGUGUGCAGGGAUCACCGUAUUUGGGCCCAUGAAGCAGCACAACAUGCUGCAAGCAGGUAAGAAGCUUGGCGUUGUCGGCUUGGGAGGGCUUGGCCACAUCGCAAUCAAAUUCGCGAAGGCCUUUGGGCUUCAUAUGACAGUAAUUAGCACAUCUCCUUCCAAGGAGAAAGAAGCCAAGGAGCGUCUUGGUGCAGACAAUUUCAUUGUCAGCACUGACCCAAAACAAAUGAAGGCAAAUGUGAGAAGCUUAGAUUACAUAAUCGACACAGUAUCUGCCGUGCAUUCUCUCGGUCCAAUUCUUGAAUUGCUCAAGAUCAAGGGGACUCUGGCCAUUGUCGGAGCUCCUGACAAGCCAAUGGAACUUCCGUCUUUCCCUCUAAUCUUCGGUAAGAGGACGGUGAGUGGAAGCAUAAUUGGAAGUAUCAAGGAGACGCAGGAGAUGUUGGAUCUAUGUGGAAAAUACAACAUCACUUGCGAGAUUGAACUCGUUACACCUGACUAUAUCAACAAGGCAUUAGACAGGCUUGCAAAGAACGAUGUUCGUUACAGAUUUGUGCUUGAUGUUGCUUCCGAGUCCAAACUCUGAUGGUUGAUCACCAUCAGUUGACUGAAAUUAAGCUCUCCAGCCUCUUUCUUGUCUACCAAUUUCACCAUUGUGUACCCCCAUAGUAGCAUGACAGAAAGGCCUACUGGAUUGAAAUGACAAACCGUCUUUUAAGACUUAGUUUCAAAUAUAUUUUUAAUUAUGGCCCGAGGGCAUAAAUUCCUA